Messenger RNA from Aspergillus terreus NIH2624, 1890 nucleotides. Its product is annotated as ATP-binding protein. Gene Ontology annotation, molecular function: ATP hydrolysis activity; ATP binding. The transcript has 3 exons. The record is from RefSeq and is a predicted model, not a curated record. The coding region runs from base 1 to 1890 and encodes 629 amino acids. NCBI's taxonomy places the organism in Eukaryota, Fungi, Ascomycota, Eurotiomycetes, Eurotiales, Aspergillaceae.
AUGACCAGAUAUAACAAUUACAACGACUGGGACGAUGACAACGAGGAGCUCGAUGAACUCGACGAGCUGGAAGAGCUCGACGACAUAAUGGAAGCAACCGGUUCCAGCGACUCCGAGCGCAAGGACUACGCUCCGCGCGGCUCCAUCUGUGAUGUCUACAAUCUCUACCAGACCAAGCCUGACGCGUGUGGCCAAACAUCGUGGUCGAAGAAACCCCAGAAGAUGGACGCUCCUGUGGAGAACUCCGAAUCAAGCGAGUACGCCCUCAUCGUCCGCAAUGUCAAGUGCUACGACGGCCGUCGCAGCCUCAACAUCUACUCCAUCGUUGUCCAGAGCGCACUCCUCAAGACCUUCCUCGAGGACCUCUUUGAGGGAUACCCCGGGGUGACGGUGACGCUCGAGCGCCUCGAGUUCAAACGGCCGUUUAAACCCUUCGUCCACCGGUGGGAGAGCUUCGUGCAGGCUCGCGACAAGGUGACCGACGCCACGACCAAGGCCCACGUCGACCUGCUCUAUCGAGUGUUGGAGGAGGAGCUGGGUGAGGUGAUUGCCCGCAAGAACGACCUGAUCCAGAACGGCGUGAUCACGCACGACCUGGUAUGGACACUCUUCGAGCCGGACGCGGUCGUGUACACGCACGCAACUGGCCACGAGCAGGCCCUCAAGUUCACCGCAGGCACUUCCAACAACAGCGCGGGAUUCCUAGUGGCCGCCAGCUCUAUCGACUACAAUGGUCAGCAAUUCGGCUUCCGAGGAGAGAGCAUAGACAUUCCCAUGUACGAGGGAACCGUGCCCAUCACCUCGCUGCCUGUGUACCCGCUGCAGUACCACCCCGAAGAAGCCGCGACCCGACAGCGCCUGAUCGCUCGGGGUGCGCGCUGGGAGCAGCUCAAAGGCUACCAUUACAAGCAGUAUGAGGGCCCUUCCACCACCAGCUUCUUGAACAGGACGGUCAACUUCAGGACGCAGACCCGCAUUAUCAUCGAUGCCGAGGCCUACUGCACAUUUGGGCCGGUCAGGGGCACCCGCGUGUUCGCACCGUUCUCAGACGAACUGGACGACGCGGGCCGCCUGCUAGCUACGCCCACCGUGCGCGGCUACUCGCUGGCGAACAAGAAGUGGGCCGAAUUUAACCUCGAUGGCGUGCGGGAGAUCGAGUGGAAUCCCCGUGCGUUUGACUCGCUGGUCCUGCCACAAGGACAGCAGCAUCUGAAACAGCUGGUUCUGGCCUGUGCCACGGCGCAGUCUAAGCGUCGGGAUACCUUCGACGAUGUAGUCCCCGGCAAAGGCCGCGGCAUCAUCCUGCAACUCAGCGGGCCGCCCGGUGUUGGCAAGACACUGACGGCGGAGAGCGUGGCUGAGACGAUGCGUGUGCCGCUGUAUGCGCUCAGCGCCGAAGAUCUGGGCACCGAGGCCAUGGACGUGGAAGCAAACUUGAAGAACAUCCUACAAAUGGUCCCCAAAUGGGGCGCGGUUCUCUUGCUGGACGAGGCGGAUGUGUUCAUGGAGCCGCGCGACUCGGCUGACCUGGGUCGCAACGCGCUCGUGUCUAUCUUCUUGCGAAUGCUGGAGUACUACGAGGGUAUUCUGUUCCUCACUACCAACCGCGCGGAUCAUAUCGAUCCGGCGUUUGAGUCCCGCAUCCAUGUGUCGCUGCGUUAUUCUGAGCUGGACGCGGCUGCCCGGCGCCAGAUCUGGGCUCAGUUCGUGGGCCAGCACAGUGGGUUCACAGAGGACCAGCUGGACGACAUCGCCACCGAGCGUCUGAACGGAAGAGAGAUCAAGAAUGUGAUCAAGACGGCGCAUCUUUUGGCACUGGCGCAGGAGUCGGAGCUGAAGUACGAGCAUGUGGAUGCUGUUCUGAGCCUGCGAGCGUUCAAUCCAGUAUAG